UGAUGGUACAGCUUCAAAGACGCAAGUCACUUCCUCUUUAGUUUUAUGCUCGAACACACAAUCCACCAUGUUCGAUGAAUCCGUUAUUCAUAUGAUAUAAGAAGGCAAAUGGAACCCAAAGGGGUUCUCUGGAUUUUUACUUUAUUACAUUUCUCUUUGGAUUAUUAAUUUCGGUAACCGAAAGAAUAGUUGUUUCGUUUUUUUUUCAAAACGCCUGUUCCGCAGUCCAACAAUGGGGGGGGGGUAUGUCUGCCCUGAAAUAUGUAGGCUAUCUAAAGGAAAUUAAAGAAUCUCCAUCAACACAGCUGAUAUCGAGAGGCGGGGUAAAAGACAAGCACAAACUCAACCAUGGAGAAUCAGAUGAAGGGCCCAGGUGUGCCGGCCAUCAGCUUUGGGAGCGAGACAAAUCUCAAACUCAACAUUGGAGAAUCAGAUGAAGGGCCAAGCCUAGAUAACCAGAGAGCAUCCUCACCUACACCAAGCGGUAUCUCCAUGAAGAGUGACCGCUCCAUUGAUCAUCCACCAGAACUCAACAAAGGAAAAUCAGUGGGAGGGCCCAGCCUAGAUAACCAGAGAGCAUCCUCACCUACACUAAGCGUCGUCUCCAUGAAGAGUGACCACUCCAUUGAUCAUCCACCAGACCUCAGGAGAGGAGAAUCAGCGGAAGGGCCCAGCCGAGAUGAGCGUCCCAGCAAUGCCUUUGUGAAGGAUGAAGUACUAGACUUUAACAAUGGAGAAUCUGAGGAAAGCAUUCAACGAAAAUUAAAGCAAGCUGCCAAGAAAAAAGCCAAGGACAAGCUCACAAAAAACCUUAAGAAGAGAAUCAUCGAUGAGUACGGGAUACGCCCGAGGAAUGAGGAAAUUGAAACUGACCUGUUCAUCACAGGAGGGCAGAAAGACAAAAAGGGAGGUAGAGAGAUCCAAACUGGAGCCAAGGACACAAGACAAACUACAUAUGAUGAAAUAUUUCAAUCCAAAGGCUCUAUAAAAAAAGUGCUAACAAAGGGGUUGGGUGGUAUUGGUAAAACCUUUCAGGCACAGACACUCAUGUUGGACUGGGGAAGGGGAAGGAUUUACCCAGAAAUUGAUAUGUUAUUUAAAAUCAAUUUAGGGAAACUACAAUCAACAGAAAUUGAAAGUCUGGAGGAACUACUUGAUCAUUUAUUGGGAAAAGACAGUGAACAUAGAACAUCAGAUUAUAAAGACUACAAAAUAGCAUUUGUGCUUGAUGGUUUGGAUAAGUGUCAACUUCCUCUUGACUUUGAUCCCAAGAAUGACUUGACUGACACCAGAAAGAAAGAUUCUGUGGACAGGCUACUGACAAACCUCAUCAAGGGAAAUUUACUGCCGUCUGCUUGCCUGUGGAUUCUAACCCAACACUCAGCUGCUGAUAAGAUUCCCACUGAGUUCAUUGACCGAGUGACUGAGUGUCAAGACUCUGUGAAGCGACGACAGAAGCUUACCAAGAGCAUGAAGAAACGGUUCACUAAUGACUUUCAAAAUAACAAAGAUUUGAUUCUUCCCAACCAAAGUAACACUGAACACAUUGAAAAGGAGAGCAGUGAUGCUUUGGGGAAUGUCAAGGCAAUAUCUGUUGCUGUAGCUGAUAUUUUCAAAGCAAAAAAAGAUGAAAGAAUCAAAACGGUUCUAACAAUUGGAGAUGCUUGCAUUGGAAAAACCAUUCAUGCACAGAAAUUCACAAGAGAGUGGGCAGGAGCUGUCACCUCACGCACCACCCGAUUUUUUAAUUUUGUAUGGAGAAUGGAACAGGACACAGAAAUGGUAUUCCAUCUAACUUCUCACCAACUAUCUAAAUUCAAAGAAGAAAAGAAAAGCUUGAUAGAACUCCUCAACGACGUCUUCCCAGAAACUCAACAGUUUGUAAUAUCUGACUUUGAGAAGUAUAAACUCAUAAUUGUCCUGGACGGUUUGGAUGGGCUUCCACUGGACUUUGGCGACAGUGUUAAAACCCUGAGCGAUGUGAGAGAGGCAGCCCCUGUUAGUAGGCUGCUUUCCAAUCUCAUCAGGGGGAAUCUGCUUCCGUCUGCCCUUCUCUGGAUACUCUCCAGGCCUCUGGAAGCCAAGCAAAUCCCCUCUGAAUUCAUCCACAGACAGACAGAAAUACGAGAAAAGCCGGAUAUUGCAAGCCAGAGGAAACUUAAAGCUCAUUUGAUCAAGAAGUUUCAACGAGUCUCCGAAGGGAUCACCCAACAAGGAAAGUCAGCUCUUCUUCAUGAGAUCUACACAGAGCUAUACAUCAUAAAGGGCGAGAGUGACGAUGUCAUUGGUCAGAACGAAAGCAGGCGGGUUCAAGCAGCAUCAUUUGAAAGUGGUAGACAGGAAACGGCAAUCAAACAUCAUGACAUCUUCAAAUCAGGACAAAAUGGAGAAAUAAGAAGAGUUCUGACAAAUGGAAUUGCAGGGAGUGGAAAGACAAUUGCUUUACAGAAGUACAUGUUGGACUGGGCGGAAGGCGCAGUCAAUCAGGGCAUAUAUUUUCUCUUUACAUUUCCCUUCCGGGAGCUGAAUUUGAUGAAUACUGAAGAGCACAGCUUUGAAGGAAUUAUACAUAGCUUCUUUCCAGAAAUGAAGACAUCAGAAAUCACAAAUUAUCACAAUUACAAAAUCCUUAUUGUUCUGGAUGGCUUUGAUGAGUGUCGGCUGGAUCUUAAUUUCAGUGAAAUUAUAGACUGGUCGGACAUGAAAAAGCCAGCUCCUUUGAAAGUCCUGCUGACGAAUCUCAUCAGGGGAAACCUGCUUCCCGGAGCACAGCUCUGGAUCACUGCACGGCCCGCAUCCUCCAGAAACAUUCCUCCGGAGUGCAUCGACCUGGUUACCGAAGUCCGUGGAUUCAAUGACCUCCAAAGGGAGCAAUACUUCAGAAAAAGAUACGAUCCAGAGCUGGCCGAGAGAAUCUUCUCCCACAUCAAAACCUCAAGGGCACUUUACAUCAUGUGCUACAUUCCAGUCUUCUGUUGGAUUACCUCCAUUGUGCUGGAAGGCUUGAUGCAUAGCGAGGAGAACGUGCAGCACAUGCCCAAGACUUUGACUGACAUGUACAUAUGCUUCCUCUUGUUACAGUGCAAACUGAGCAUUGACAAAUUCCAGGGUGGUGAUGAGAAAAGGGAGGAAGUCAAUGGUACAGGGUCAUACUGGACCAAGAUAAACAAAGAAACUGUGUUGUCCCUGGGGAAGCUGGCAUAUGAGGAGCUGAAGAGGGGUAACUUGGUCUUCAUAGAAGAGGACCUAAAGCAACGGGAAAUGGACAUCACAGCAUGUGCAGUCUACUCUGGCCUGUUUACACAGAACUCAAUAGAGAGUUAUGAUCUGAUAAAGCAAAAACUGUACAGCUUUGUCCAUCUGAGUAUUCAGGAGUUCCUUGCUGCGGUUUAUGCCUUUGUCACAUUCGUCAACACAGAGAAAAAUGUGCUCACUGAGCCUGCUAUUACAGUCGGAGGCCAAUCCGACUUCUACAUAUGUGCUGUGGACAAAGCUUUGGAAAAUGACAAUGGAGAUUGGGACAUAUUCCUUCGCUUCCUCCUUGGUCUUUCCCUGGAGACAAACCAGAAGCCUCUGCGUGAUCUGUUGGUGAGCCAGGCAGGAAGAAACCAGCCUGAGACCAACAAGGACACAAUUGAGUACAUCAAGAGAAAGAUUGAUGGAGACAUCAAUGCAGAAAAGCGCAUCAAUCUGUUCCACUGCUUGAACGAGCUCAAUGACCAUUCUCUAGUGAAGGAAAUAAAGGACCACCUUCAGAAACAAAGCCUUACGUUUGAAAAAUUCACACGACCACAGUGGUCCGCCCUGAUGUUUGUCCUAUUGACAUCAGAUGCGGAUCUGGAUGUGUUUGAUCUGAAAAAAUACGUCAAAUCAGAGGAGGUUCUUGAAGGAAUGCUCCCCCUAGUGAAAGUCGCCAAAACAGCUUUGCUGAACAGGUGUGACCUCACUGCCAGGUCCUGCGAAGGCUUGGCAUCCUCUAUCCUGAAGUCCAGCUCUUCUAACCUAACAGUGCUGGACCUCAGCCACAAUGAUAUCAAAGAUGCAGGAGUGGAAAAGCUUGCUGAAAGCCUGAGGAGCAAAUGCUGCAGGCUUGAGGUUCUCAAGUUGUCAUACUGCCAAGUGACAAAAACUGGCUGUCUGUCACUGGCAUCAGCGCUUGAGCUCAAUCAUUCACAACUGCAGGAGCUGGACCUGAGCUACAACUACCCAGAAAAGUCUGGAGAACAGAGGCUUUCUGCCAUCGCUGCUGAUCCAAAAACAAGUCUGAAGACACUCAGAAUUGACCACGGGGGAGAAUGCAGACUAAAGCCAGCUCCAAAGAAGUAUGGCAUUGAGCUCACGCUUGAUGGGAACACGGCCGGCGAGAGACUGGUCCUCAGUGAGGACGGUAGAACAGCAAGGCGAAAGAAGGCCAAGGACAUAGAGCGUUUCUCCCCGGACCACAAGCGCCCGUCCAUGAGGCCCCAGGUGCUCUGUGUGGAGGAACUGCCUGACCUCUGCUACUGGGAGGUCGAGUGGAGCGGGCACGUGGGUGUGGCUGUGGUUGAUAGUCAAAUCGAUAGGAAGGAGCGGUUUGGUACCAAUAAGAUGUCUUGGAGUCUGGUCGGCAAAGUAAAAGGAAAUAAAGUGAAGUACGAGUCUUGGACAGACUCAGCGAGCGGGGACCCCUGUAAAACAACAGGCCCCUUGGGUCCUAGACUCGGAGUGUUUCUGGACAGGGAUAGGGGCAUGCUGACGUUCUAUGAUGUUUCAUCUGAAAAGCAGGAGCAUAUUCACACUUUCAAUAUUCGGUUUGACGGGCGUAAGCUCUUAGCUGGGUUCUGGUUGGGUAAAGGCCAUGUGUCACUCUGUGAGAUAUAAGCGCAUUCAACGUUUUUCUUAAAAUGAGCAGACUCUUAAUCAACUCUUUCAGGCAAAAGCAUAUCAGUCUUAAUCUGAGGGCUGAUGGUAGUUUAAGUUGCACUUGAAACGGCUCAAAACUGCACUGUAUCGGCUAAGGAAAAAAUUCAAGAUGACUUGAAUAAAGAAGACAAGAUGACGGCUAGUCACCACUGCCAACUAGCCGGCUUAUUAGACAUGAAUGUGUCAUGCAUAAAUUCAAACGUAAAAAUGCCUUCUAACUAUGCCCAUUAGGUGAGUGCUGCAUGCAGCGCUCAACUAUUGUUCUUCCUACGUUUUAUUCUUUCUUUCUUUAUUAUUCUCUACAAACUUUGGGACCUAUCUCUUUCCUCACUUUUUUAAAUUUUCAAAUAUUAAGGAUAGAUAUUAAGAAUAUUCUACUUUUAAAAUAUUAUCUUUUUUUAACAUGGGAAUCAAUGGGAGGAUGGCAGAGCCGUCCUCUGGUACUUCCAACUGUUUAAGACGUAAUUAAAUCAAUUUUCAGCCGUUUAUCUUGAUAACGGAAUUUCAAUGUCAUUUCAACUUUAUUCAGAAUCACAGUUUUAGUUUCAUACCGGCUUUACAUUGUUUACUCCAUUUAGACUUUUGAACUUGAUUUAAGCCAUUUAACGUUUCUUUAUGUCUUAAUCUAUGUGGCUUUAUUCAAAAAUAUUUUCAACCUCACUUUGUACUACAGCCCUCACCGCAUUUUCUGCAGGAAAUGCAUUUUCUAGUUAUUAUUAUGAUUUUGUUGUUUUCGUUAUAUUUUCAUGAAUCUUUGAUACAUACCAUGUGAUCCAUUUAGUGGUACUCCUAAAGUUAAAGGAAGGGAACCACUGAUUUAGAGGACAUUGAGAAAGAGGACCAUUCCUAUACAUGUUGGUACUGGAAGCAGCCUGAAACAGGCUAUAUUUCUUGUUAUCUAUACAGUUUUAAUGCAAUUGUUUGACUUCUUGUCUGGAAAUGUGAUUAAAUGUGAAA
Gadus chalcogrammus (walleye pollock) is the source of this 5859-nucleotide messenger RNA. RefSeq lists its product as uncharacterized. The record is from RefSeq and is a predicted model, not a curated record. The coding region runs from base 349 to 4860 and encodes 1503 amino acids. Lineage: Eukaryota; Metazoa; Chordata; Actinopteri; Gadiformes; Gadidae. The transcript is spliced from 16 exons. Gene Ontology annotation, molecular function: protein binding.